CAAACCUCUCUUCUACGUGUAAUGCAAACUCCCCACCCAUUCCCUUCUUCACACUCUUCAUUCAGCUUCCAACAUACUAUAAAUAGAAAGCUUUAGUACUUACAACAACCUUAGUUAAUCAUACUGCAAGGAAGUGAUCACACAUUCACAAUUACACUUAUGGCUCAAGUUGAUAUCAAAAACCCCACAAUUAAUAACAAUGAUCAUCUCCCAAAAAUCUCUCGAAACCCUGAUGAUCUCCAACUUCAAACCUUUGAUGAUCAAGAUUUCAAGUCUCCCACUAGGGUUGGAGCUAAUGAUCAGGAAGCUAUGUUGAUGAUGUCAAAAAAUAGAGUUGUUGAUGAGGAUGAGGAUAAUAAUAAUAAUAAUAAGAAUACUACUUCUUGUAAGAAAGAAGAAGAUGAACAAAUCGAAUCGGGCGGCCGCGAAAAAUUGUUCCGGCACCGGAAUGAAGUAGCUGGAAGAGUUUGCAUCCCUGAGAAAUGGGGCCAGGAGAAGUUGCUGAAAGAUUGGAUGGAUUGCUCCAUUUUUGAUGAGUUGCUUGCUCCCAAAGAAGCUGCUUUGGCUCGUGAAGCUUUGAUUGCUGAGAGGAAAAGAGAAAGAACGAGGCAGCUGAUCAAUAUGGAACGUAUGAUCUCUAAUUAGUACUCCUUUGAUUCCAAGGGCUUCUUUUUUUUUUUUUUU
Oldenlandia corymbosa var. corymbosa is the source of this 684-nucleotide messenger RNA. Lineage: Eukaryota; Viridiplantae; Streptophyta; Magnoliopsida; Gentianales; Rubiaceae. The record is from the annotation of a GenBank genome assembly.